GGAGAAAUGUAUGGAGUUGUAAGUACUUUACACCACUGACUAGGGAGACUAUGGCUUUCAAGAGUGUACAAAUUAAAACUAUUAGGGGGAAAAAACGUAAUUGUUAAUAACUGCACUGUAUUGUGACAAUAACAAAGACACCAUAUUUGAGAAACGAAUCGUCAUCAUGCGUGUCAUGCAGUGACUCCAAUACAUUUUUUCCCCCAUAGCCAAUAGUAGUUGCACUGGUUGAAGAAGUCAAAUUGUAAAGACUACAGUAUUACUGUAAGCAGUAGAUAGAUCUCGUCUAUGAAGAAGUUGGAGCGCGUUCUUGUGGAGUUGUCAAUGAAUUUGCGCGUAAAUGGAAGAGGUACAUUCAAAUCACCAGUGGGAACAUCGCAACCGCAAUUCAUGAUCAGGAGUGUCUGUUUGUCCACACCACGGUGCUGGGUUUGACUGUGAGACCAGGCUGCCAUCUGAGGCCCUAGCUAGAGAUGGACAUUGAGGUGGACAUCCAGGAGGAGGACAUGGAGGGCUCGUGGACCCUGCUGUCGUGGCUGGCCUCCUGUGUGAUGGUAUUUGGAGGGGCCCUGCCCUACGUGCCUCAGUACCAGGAGAUCCAGAGGAGCAGCAACACUGAGGGAUUCUCCACCCGCGUCUGUCUGCUUCUGCUCAUCGCCAACAUCCUACGCAUCUUCUUCUGGAUAGGGAAGCAGUUUGAACUGACUCUGCUCCUCCAGAGUGUAGUGAUGAUCAUUACCAUGCUGGCUAUGCUCCAUCUCUGCUGCAACAUCCAGCACGCAAACCGCGUCAGCACCAAACAGCACCACUUCACAGAUCUGGACCUGCGCUACUUCUGGAGCUGGAGUGCGUUUGAGGACUAUCUGCUGUUCUGCUUUGCCUUCACGGUGCUGUGUGCCUUCCUCACCCUUCUCCUGCUGGACUCUGUGCUGUUCGUGGAGGGCCUAGGCUCCCUGGCUGUGCUGUUCGAGGCCAUGCUGGGGGUGCCACAGCUGCUGCAGAACUUCCACAACCACUCCACCCACGGCAUGAGUGUGAAGAUGGUGCUGCUGUGGACUGCUGGAGACAUCUUCAAGACGGCAUUCUUUGUGAUGAACGACAGCCCGUCCCAGUUCUGGGUGUGUGGGGCAGUCCAGAUCCUUAUCGACAUAGCCAUCCUGUUGCAGGUGCUUUACUACGGACAGGACAUCGGAGUCAAACUGGGCUGAACCCUCAUAACCUUCUCAUACACCCAUGCUCUUAAUCAAAGACUCUUAUACCUAAACUUGUGCCUUACCAUGUUUUUUUAAAUUGUUAUAUUAGAUAGAGAAUACCAGCAAGGUAUAUGUGUAAGUUUUACUCUUUGAUGCUACUAUAUUUAUUUGGCUUCAUGGGUCAUUUGUUGUGGUAGUUACUGAAUGGUAGCAGAGCAGCCAGGCACUGUGUGUUUGUGUGCGUGUGUGUGUGUUUUUGCUUUUACUAUCCUUGUGGGGUCCAGAAGUCCUAACAAGGAUAGUAAAACAAAGACAAUUCGGACAAGUGGGGACAUUUUGUGUGUGUGGGUGACUCCUUCACUGUGUACCUCAGUGUGUUUCUAAGAUGAAAUAUAGAUAUAUGUAUAUGUUUGUCAA
This is a messenger RNA of Coregonus clupeaformis (lake whitefish), 1610 nucleotides long. Its product is annotated as solute carrier family 66 member 2. The transcript has 5 exons. The record is from RefSeq and is a predicted model, not a curated record. The coding region runs from base 474 to 1208 and encodes 244 amino acids. Gene Ontology annotation, cellular component: trans-Golgi network; endosome. NCBI's taxonomy places the organism in Eukaryota, Metazoa, Chordata, Actinopteri, Salmoniformes, Salmonidae. Gene Ontology annotation, biological process: retrograde transport, endosome to Golgi; phospholipid translocation.